Messenger RNA from Phacochoerus africanus (Common warthog), 2835 nucleotides. RefSeq names its product N-acetyllactosaminide beta-1,6-N-acetylglucosaminyl-transferase-like. NCBI's taxonomy places the organism in Eukaryota, Metazoa, Chordata, Mammalia, Artiodactyla, Suidae. The coding region runs from base 1424 to 2632 and encodes 402 amino acids. Gene Ontology annotation, molecular function: acetylglucosaminyltransferase activity. The transcript has 3 exons. Gene Ontology annotation, cellular component: membrane. The record is from RefSeq and is a predicted model, not a curated record. Gene Ontology annotation, biological process: transforming growth factor beta receptor signaling pathway.
UGCCGGAAUGAGAUGGGAGGGGGGCCCCUUGUAGCUCCUGGGGCUGCCACAGUUGGUCUGUUAGUUAGUGGGACCAGUAACUUUCCCCCAGAAGCUCCUUACCACCUGCCUUCAUCUGCAACACGCCCCCACGUUUGCUGAUUUGCUGGCGGCACCAGCACAAGUGAGCUAUGAGAACCCCUCUGUAAUGUGAUCAGACCUGCUGGGCUUCUUCUCCGGCCUCCCCUGAAUUACACUGACUGAGACUUCCAGGAAUUUCCCCCACAGCCCUGAGGACUUUUGUUCUUUCUUCUUCAGAGUCAGGAAGUGGGAGAGGAGGUGGGGUGGAAAGGAGAAUCCUUUGCCUUCUACCAAAUGACCUCAAAUCGGAAGAUGUCAGGCUUUUAAAGAGACCCGGUGGCUCGUCACUCCACAUUCGGUAGAUAAUACUGUGCGAAGAGCUCAAGUUAUCUGAAGCUCUGUGUGAAAUGGGAACCAGCCUUUGCUGUCUGGGAGCAAUGCCAAUCACCUUUCUCCCUGGCAGGCCACCGAAGAUGUGUUUAUUUCAUGUACGACCCUUUAAAGUUAAAAGUCACUCCUAGAUUCCUUCUGCCCCCAUCUCACGCCCCCACGAGUGUAAUUCUUAUUUCCCUCUGCCCAUAGCCAGUCCAGGGAAGUGCGAUGUGCUAUGUAAAAUCAUCAGAAAUUGUCUGACUUAACCCAGCGAACAGCCACCCCACCAUCAGCCUUCCCCCCCCCCUUCGAUAAUCUUCUUCUUAGGCGUGUUGCAAGGGGGGUUGUCCUUAGCUGUGUCUGUGUAUGCCCAGAGGUAGAGAUAACCCUGAAAUGAAAACAAGGGGGCCGCCCAACAGGAAGAGAAAUCAAGCGGAGGAGCAGCAGUCCGAAGGCUGUGGGUUCCAAGCCCGGCUAGCAGGUUGCGGGGCUCGCCAGCAAGAGCAGAACCACUUCUAGGGCGCAGGCAAGGUGCAGGCGUGAGCCGAGCAGCGCGAUCAGAAGAGCUUGGGGGGUGGGGGGGCGGAGUGAGGCCCGAGAAACCGCCCCGGCCAAAGGAGCCGUCCUUCCAGACCAGAAGGCAAUUUGCUACGAUCCUCUGGCGUCUUGGAUGCAAAUGAGACGGGCUUCCUGGAGGCGGGGCCGAGCCCGGCGCGCUCCGCCGGCCGCGGCGAUUCCGCACCGGAGGCCCGAAGGAAGACCAGGGCGCGCGCGAGAAGCAUCUCUGGCCCGUCGCCGAACCAACGAGGAUGGCCGCGACCCCGAAGCAGAGGAUACAUGAGGAUUAAAGGACCCCGGGGAAAGAAACCCCUCUGGAAAAGCUGUUGAAAUUCAAGACUGGGCAAAGAGGUCGCUUCAGCCUGGUGGUUUCGGGCACCGAUCGUUUCUCAGUCCUUGGAAAGAGAUUCCUUCCCCGGGGAAGUGAAAAAUAAUGAACUUUUGGAGGUAUUGCUUUUUUGCCUUCGCUGUGUUCAGUGUGGGUGUUUUGGUGAUACUUUACAAUAGCCAACUGAGCCCGCCGAAAACUUUCGGGAAACUGAAUGGUUCCAGUGAAAGGGAUUUGAAAAUCCAUGCCUGUAAUUGCGCCUUGGAAGAUAAGCCAUCCUUUCUGUGGGAAAAGACAUUGACGUCAGGGGUGGGACGUGCCCCCUGCAAGGACUACCGGAUCCAGAGUCACUACAUCACAAGCCCCCUGUCCAAAGAAGAAGCUGCCUUCCCUUUGGCAUACGUCAUGGUCAUCCAUAAGGACUUUGACACUUUCGAAAGGCUCUUCAGGGCUGUCUACAUGCCCCAGAAUAUCUACUGUGUCCAUGUGGAUGAGAAAGCCACCUCCGAGUUUAAGAAGUCUGUGUGGCAGUUACUGAGUUGCUUCCAGAAUGCUUUUCUUGCCUCAAAGAUAGAGCCCGUGGUCUACGCAGGAAUUUCCAGGCUCCAGGCGGACCUGAACUGCCUGGAAGACCUUCUAGCUUCUGAAGUCCCGUGGAAAUACGCCAUCAACACCUGCGGGCAGGACUUCCCCCUGAAAACCAACAGGGAGAUCAUUCAGUAUCUGAAAGGAUUUAAAGGGAAAAACAUCACCCCGGGGGUGCUGCCUCCCGAUCAUGCUAUUAAGCGGACGAAAUAUGUCCACCAAGAGCACUUAGGCAGAGAGGGCUCUUUUGUGAAAAACACUAAUGUUUUGAAACCCCCCCCUCCACAUCAGCUGACCAUCUACUUUGGCACCGCCUAUGUGGCGCUUACCCGGGAGUUUGUCAACUUUGUCUUCCAAGACCAAAGGGCCAUCGAUCUACUCCACUGGUCCAAAGACACCUACAGUCCUGACGAACACUUCUGGGUGACGCUUAAUAGGAUUCCAGGUGUCCCUGGCUCCAUGCCUAACGCGUCGUGGGCUGGUAACCUCAGAGCUGUGAAGUGGAUCGACAUGGAAGAUAAACACGGAGGCUGCCAUGGCCACUACGUCCAUGGCAUCUGUAUCUAUGGAAACGGAGACUUAAAGUGGUUGAUGAAUUCAUCAAGCCUCUUUGCUAACAAGUUUGAGCUCAGUACCUACCCUCUUACCGUGGAAUGCCUAGAACUGAGGCUUCGAGAAAGAACCCUAAAUCAGAGUGAAAUUGAAAUACAGCCCAGCUGGUAUUUUUGAUCGGCUGCCACUCACAGGUGAAGGGAAAUCACAGCUGGGAAGGAAAACCUUUCUUUGCCUCCGUCUCAGGACCUGACUCCAUUUUUACAUUUAAACUCUCCCCUGGACACUGUGAAAUAUAUUGUCACGAGGGUUGCCCAGGGUGCUCCUGGCACUCUGGUCCCUCUGGCAGUUUUGUGUGUUUUGGUUUUUUUUUUUUUGUC